Molecule: messenger RNA, 4728 nt
Organism: Teleopsis dalmanni
Lineage: Eukaryota; Metazoa; Arthropoda; Insecta; Diptera; Diopsidae
Exons: 13
Coding region: 200-4582 (1460 amino acids)
Biological process (GO): transcription initiation at RNA polymerase II promoter
Cellular component (GO): transcription factor TFIID complex
Molecular function (GO): protein binding; RNA polymerase II general transcription initiation factor activity
Source: RefSeq, a predicted model, not a curated record
UAAAUACUAGUCUUUACUAAACUUUACUACUACAAAUGUCAAAUGCAACCCUGGUCUAUAGAGUCGUGCGUGCGACUGGCUUUUCUUGAGAUGUACUGACGUAGCUACAAGCAAGUUUUGAAGCGGUGGUUAGUUUUUAAUGCUGAAAAUUUUUUCGUAAAGUAUUAAAUUACUUAAAUUAAAUUAAGUAAAAACUGUCAUGGAAAAUGAAAGUGAUGAAAGUGACGAAGAACUACUCACAGGCCUCUCUUUUCGUACGUCAGAAAAUAAAUCAAAUUUGCUGGAAGAGGCGUUAAGACUGAAUGCAAUGUUAAUAGAAGAAUUAGAAAAUUUUAGAAAUCGGUUUGCGUCGCUAUUGGCGCAGGUUCGACAGCGUCUAAAAAUCAAUGCAAAAUUGAUAAAAACCAUUAAUAAAAAGUCAAACAAUGGAGAUGCCACAUUGAAUCUGGGAGGCAACAUAUUUUUUAAAGAUUUAUCUGGGCAAGGCGGGCGUUCUGACAAUCAGUCCUUUAAACAAUGCAAAUUACCAAAUCGUUUAAAAAAAUGGAAUCUGAAACAAGAUGAAAUGCUUAUAAAGUUAGUAAAAAAAAAUACCACCAAUAAUGUUACUGAUUGGACAAAAGUAACAUCUUAUUUUAGGUUCAAACCUAAAGGUGAUGUUAUAGCGCGUUACACUACUAUAUUAAAGCCAAAUAUCAAUCAUAGGCCAUUUUCACCAGAAGAAGAUCUCCAAAUUAUUGCUCUUGUUAAAAAGUAUGGAGAAAGAUUUAAGACUAUGCCACGUGAAAUGUUUCCUCUCAAUCGCACUAUUCUACAAGUACGUAAUCGCUACUUAAAUACCCUGAAGCAUCGGCAUACAAAUACAACGUGGACGUACGAAGAUGACGUUAAAUUAGAAAAGUUUAUAAAAGAACAUGGUACAUCGAGUUGGUUGCAAUGUGCAGAAUUGCUCGGUAACCAUACACGUACUAGUUGUCGUACACGUUAUUUAACAAUGGAAAAAUUUUAUGCAAAAAAUCCAAAUUCCACUGUUAAAGACUUGCCACGGCAUAAAGUUUUGAAAAGUGAUAACUUGAUUAGAACUGAUAUUUAUCAAACUCAAGUUAAAUUAGUAGAAACUGGAGAAGCCGAUAAAUUAAAAUAUCAGUCACAGUCACAGUCACUUAGAACUAAGAAGAAAUUAGAAGGAUCGAUAAGAUAUUCCAAGGAAGAGAAAGAGAAACAUUUAUUGGAAACAUUGCAGUCAUUGGAAUUAGAAAUGCAAGAGCGUUUUAAAUUUGGUCAUGACUACAGUGUGUUCAAUGCUUGUUGUACAAUGUGGCCUAUAAGUAUUUUAGCUAAAAAUAUUGUAGCCAGUACUUUAAAAGUACCUACUCCAACACUAAUAGACCAUUUGCUGCUAACUAAAAUUCCAUUACGGUUACGAGAAACAGUAGCAGAGGAGAUGCAAAUAUCCAAUAAAAGUUUAGAUUGCCUGCCACCUAAUUACUCAUCAACAAUUGGAUAUAGAGCACUCUGUUUGUUAGGAGACGUUUCUACUGCUAAUACGAAUGAGAAAAAUCAAAAUCAAAAAAUAGAUCAAAGUGGGGCUGUAAAACUCUUUAAAGAGCGACUAAUGUCAACGUUUUUUAGCGUUGCUGUAACAUGUGCUUUGAAUCCAACAAAACUAAACGUAAAACCACUUUGUUUAAAGAAUGAAGAUGAUCCAUAUCAAACUUAUAAAGAAAGAGUCGUUUAUUGCAAUAGAUAUUACAUAAUACCAACAGAUGUGGAAGAAGCACAUAAACAAAAUAAUGAGAUCACCAGUAACUCACGUGUAACUUCAAAUAAAGAAUAUUGUUCCAGCUUAGCUGUUGAUUGUGAAGCUGAAUCAACAUCAACUGAAGAACCACUUUUGAAAAGCAGAAUAUCUAUGAAAAACGACAUAUCUUCAGACGAUAUAACAAAUCCAUCUCAAACUGCUAAUGCAAGUCUUAUAUAUAUUCCGAUAUCACCGAACACCGGCGGAGUAUCUGAAAGAUUAGAAAUGCCAUCAUGUAGUUUAGAGCAGCAGCAGCAACCUGGUACUAGUGCGAAUAAAAGCUUAAAACGAAAAAGGGAUUUCGUAAUACCAAAAGAUGUGGAUGAAGCACAUAAACAAAAUAAUGAGAUCACCAGUAACUCACGGGUAACUUCAAAUAAAGAAUAUUGUUCCAGCUUAGCUGUUGAUUGUGAAGCUGAAUCAACAUCAACUGAAGAACCACUUUUGAAAAGCAGAAUAUCUAUGAAAAACGACAUAUCUUCAGACGAUAUAACAAAUCCAUCUCAAACUGCUAAUGCAAGUCUUAUAUAUAUUCCGAUAUCACCGAAUACCGGCGGAGUAUCUGAAAGAUUAGAAAUGCCGUCAUGUAGUUUAGAGCAGCAGCAGCAACCUGGUACUAAUGCGAAUAAAAGCUUAAAACGGAAAAGGGAUUUCGUAAUACCAAAAGAUGUGGAUGAAGCACAUAAAAUGUAUACUGAGGUUUCUGACCAAAGUGCAGGUUCAGUUUUUACAGUACCGUCAUCAGCCGCUGAAACUCCGGCAAUAAUGUAUACUGAGGUUUCUGACCAAAGUGCAGGUUCAGUUUUUGCAGUACCGUCAUCAGCCGCUGAAACUUCGGCAAUAAUGUAUACUGAGGUUUCUGACCAAAGUGCAGGUUCAGUUUUUACAGUACCGUCAUCAGCCGCUGAAACUCCGGCAAUAAUGUAUACUGAGGUUUCUGACCAAAGUGCAGGUUCAGUUUUUACAGUACCGUCAUCAGCCGCUGAAACUCCGGCAAUAAUGUAUACUGAGGUUUCUAACCAAAGUACAGGUUCAGUUUUUGCAGUACCGUCAUCAGCCGCUGAAACUCCGGCAAUAAUGUAUACUGAGGUUUCUAACCAAAGUGCAGGUUCAGUUUUUACAGUACCGUCAUCAGCCGCUGAAACUCCGGCAAUAAUGUAUACUGAGGUUUCUGACCAAAGUGCAGGUUCAGUUUUUACAGUACCGUCAUCAGCCGCUGAAACUUCGGCAAUAAUGUAUACUGAGGUUUCUAACCAAAGUACAGGUUCAGUUUUUGCAGUACCGUCAUCAGCCGCUGAAACUCCGGCAAUAAUGUAUACUGAGGUUUCUGACCAAAGUACAGGUUCAGGUGUUGCAUGUUCUUCAUCAGCCAUUAGAAAGUCGCCAACGUGUGGGACUUUACUUGAUUUAUCAUCUGAAUCUGAAGGUGAAAGUGAAAGUGAGUGCGAGUGUGAAUCGCCUUUUGUUUCAUCGGUUAUAGUAAAAUCUCUAUCAAAUUCUCUUGAAGACGAUUCAGACGCGAAUUCAACUACUACCGUAGAUGUUGAAGAUGCUGAUGAUGAGUCAAUUGAUACCAUAAAUUCACAAUUGGUUCGUCAUGGUCUUCUUGAUGGUUGUCUCUUCGAUUCUUUAAAGCUGUUUCGAGAUGCUGGAAUGCGUGUGAUGAAUUUCACUGAAUUUUUAGCUUAUGCACCACUGCCAACCCAUGUGCCACCUACAUCACCUGAUUACAUGAAAACAAUAAAAAGCAAUCAUUUACAUCAAUAUCAAAUCAGAAAAAUGAUUACUGCAGAUAUAGCUCCUGAUGUUCGAGUCAUCACCGUAGAGUGCGCCACUGGCAUUAUAAAUACCGCUGCUUAUUCAGAUGAUGCAACGAUGAUGGCAGUUGGAGUUGGAAAAACUAUUUAUGUUUUGUCUGAAAUGGGAAUUGCAAGAAAAAAAGUACGAAGAACCAUAAGAGUGGAAUCCUGUAAAAGGUCGACUCUAGAAGGCCACGAGGGCACUGUACGUAACUUACAUUUUGCACGUUUUAAUAAUUUUUUAGUUUCAUCUGGUGAUGAUAUAACGAUCCGAAUUUGGGCAUUGCCACAAAAAUUGUGCAUGCGUAUUUUAACUGGGCACACAAACCUAAUUCGCAAAAUAUUUUUCUCUUCACAUUACACAUAUGUUGCCUCAUGCAGUUCAGACGACACUGUCCGUAUAUGGUCUGGCAGAAAGAAAGAAUUGCACAUCCUUCAAUAUGAUGAAAACCAGCUGUAUGAUAUGGACUUGCAUCCCAAUAAUAACUAUGUAGCUUGUGCUGCUUCCAAUGGGUUCGUUGUAGUAUGGAGCAUUAUAACCGGCAAAAAAGUCAGACUUCUAAAGGGUCACACCGAAGCUGCACUUCGUGUAAAAUUUUCAGCUUGUGGACGAUACAUCGUCUCUAGUGGACGAGAUGCAUUGACGCUAAUAUGGGAUAUACAAAAGACAGUAUUAGUAGCAGUUUUGAAAUUACACACCAAUUAUAUAAUAUCUAUUCAUAUAACUGAAGACAGCGAACAACUUAUCUUAGUUAGUUGCGAUAAGGUAUUAUCGUUUUGGAAUUUAAAAACCCUUAUUCGUGAUUAUGUAGAUGAGAAGUAUUCAAUAUUUGCUGAAAACCUCACUUUGGAGGAAAAAGUCAAAUGCUGGGAAAGAUGGCAAAAUAAAUACUUAACACACCGUACGGAUAUGAAAGCAACAAGACUGCUUUGUACAACAGUAUCAAUUGGAAAUAUGUUCUUCGCAGCAUGUGCUCCUUAGGCCUUAUCACCGGAACAACUAUAAAGCACACCAGAAGUAAUAGUGUCUUAUAAGUAAUUUUUAGUAUAUAAGACUUUGAACCAGAAUACGUGCCUUUAAAUAUUAAAAGACUGCAUAUCAUUAACUGCCUUGCAUUAUAAUUGAUA